UCUCAUUGAGCUCCCACACCAUGAGAACUCACGCGACUUCAUUUCAUCACGCUUUCAUAAUUUUCUUCCUCCAUCCUCGGCUCCGAUAUCUCUUUCUACUACUACUCGUGCAAGCGCUCGCAAUCUCAGUAGCACAGACUCCUCCUUUCUCAUGCGAUCCUUCUAACCCAUCAACCCGAACCUUGACAUUUUGCGAUGAGGCAUUGCCCAUCGACAAGAGAGUGGACGACUUGAUCAUGAGGAUGAGCUUGGAGGAGAAGGUUCCUCAGCUGGGGGAUGUGGCGGCCGCCAUCCCAAGGCUCGGCGUGCCGAGCUACAAGUGGUGGUCGGAGGCGUUACACGGAGUGUCGAGUUGGGGGCGUGGCAUCCACUUCAAUGCCACCGUUAGGGCAGCCACCAACUUCCCUCAAGUCAUCCUCACUGCUGCCGCCUUCAACCCUCAGCUCUGGUAUAAGAUUGGCCAGGCUAUUGGGAAUGAAGCUCGUGCAAUUUACAACGUUGGGCAAGCCGAGGGGCUCACGUUUUGGUCGCCCAACGUGAACAUAUUCCGGGAUCCAAGAUGGGGCCGAGGGCAAGAGACCCCCGGCGAGGACCCCACGACGGCGAGCAAGUAUGCCGUCGCCUUCGUAAGAGGCCUCCAAGGCGACGCCUUCAGAGGCGACAAGUCUCCACGGCUCAAGGCCUCCGCUUGCUGCAAACACUACACGGCCUACGACAUGGACAACUGGAAGGGGAAUGUGAGAUACACAUUUGAUGCCAGGGUAACAGCUCAAGACAUGGAAGAUACUUACCAGCCUCCUUUCAGAAGCUGCGUGAAGGAAGGUGGUGCGAGCUGUGUCAUGUGCUCAUACAAUAAAGUUAACGGAGUGCCGACUUGUGCCGAUUACAAUCUUCUCACCAAAACUGCAAGAGGUUCAUGGGGUUUCGACGGGUACAUUGCCUCGGACUGUGACUCAGUCGCUCUCAUUUAUGGCGCCCAUGGCUAUGCCAAGUCGCCUGAAGAAGCAGUCGCAGAUGUUCUCAAAGCCGGAAUGGACAUGAACUGCGGCGACUACGUGCAGAAAUAUGCUGCGUCUGCAGUCCAAAAGCAACUGCUUUCUGAGGCGGACAUUGACAGGGCCCUGCGCAACCUCUUCUCUUUGAGGAUGAGGCUCGGCCUCUUCAAUGGCGAUCCGCAGUCUCAACCUUCUGGGAGCAUCUCGGCCAGCCAAGUCUGCUCGAAAGAGCACCGGGAUUUGGCACUAGAAGCGGCUCGAGACAGCAUCGUCCUCCUCAAGAACAGAGCCAAUCUCCUGCCUCUUUCCAAGUCCAAAGUCAGAUCGCUCGGUGUGAUUGGUCCCAACGCCAAUAUCGGAUAUAAACUGCUGGGUAACUAUGGCGGGCCUCCUUGCGAAGUCAUCACUCCGCUCGGAGCACUACAGAGCUACGUGAGUGAUACUAGGUAUGUGGCAGGGUGCGCCACCACUGCAUGCAGCACUACCAGCUCCAAAAACGAAGCUGUGCAGUUAGCAAGGUCAGUCGAUUACGUGGUCAUGAUCAUGGGGCUGGAUCAGGAUCUGGAGAGCGAGGGCCUCGACAGGGUAGACCUCCUGCUCCCCGGCAUGCAGCAAACCCUCAUAAGAAGCGUCGCGAGAGCCGCAAAGAGACCCAUCGUCCUGGUGUUGCUGUGCGGCGGCCCUGUCGACAUCACGUUUGCAAAGGUUGAUAAGAGGAUUGGAGGCAUCUUGUGGGCUGGUUAUCCUGGGGAAGCAGGUGGAUUAGCAAUCUCACACAUAAUUUUUGGCGAUCAUAAUCCAGGGGGGAGACUACCUGUUACUUGGUAUCCGCAGAACUUCACCAGAGUGCCGAUGACAGACAUGAGAAUGAGAGCAGAUCCGGCCUCUGGAUACCCCGGCCGCACCUACCGGUUCUACACUGGAAAACCUGUUUACAGAUUUGGCUUUGGCCUCAGCUACUCCAACUACUCCUACCACUUCCAUGCCAAAUCUAGGACUUCAAUCUACCUGAACAACUCAAUCUCUCUUCGCACCUCAACGACAUCAGGCAUUCCUAUACAUGACAUCAAAAGUUUAGGCUCCAGCACAUGCAGAAGCCUGGAGUUCUCAGCUACAGUCAGCGUUACGAACCACAGUCCCAUGGCAGGUAAGCAUCCAGUUCUGCUCUACUCUCGCUGGCCGAGCGUCGAGCAUGGAAGGCCGGCGAGGCAAUUAAUAGGUUUCAAGAGCUUGCACUUGGAGGGCGGGGAGCAAAGGAAUGUGGUGUUCCCUUUGAGACCCUGCAAGCACCUCAGCAGAGCCAAGAGUGAUGGAACAAAGGUACUGGACAAAGGAUCUCACUUCCUGAUUGUAGGAGAACAGGAGCAUGAAGUUAGCAUCAGUUAUUAACUAUCUGAACAGCAA
Zingiber officinale is the source of this 2399-nucleotide messenger RNA. RefSeq names its product probable beta-D-xylosidase 7. The transcript has 6 exons. Gene Ontology annotation, cellular component: plant-type cell wall. Gene Ontology annotation, molecular function: alpha-L-arabinofuranosidase activity; xylan 1,4-beta-xylosidase activity. The coding region runs from base 21 to 2384 and encodes 787 amino acids. The record is from RefSeq and is a predicted model, not a curated record. NCBI's taxonomy places the organism in Eukaryota, Viridiplantae, Streptophyta, Magnoliopsida, Zingiberales, Zingiberaceae. Gene Ontology annotation, biological process: xylan catabolic process; arabinan catabolic process.